CGAGGGGGCGGGGCUCCGGCCGCCGCCCGCGGUCUGGGGAACCUGAGGAGCAGAGCCGCGAGUGGAGAGGCGCCUGGCCGGUGGCGGGCCCGAGAAGGGCGUUCCCGGAGCGGUUGCGGGGGAGUCAGCCGCCGCCCCUCGACCUGUUUCCGGCGUCUCCCUUCGUCUCUGCCGUGACGUGGGAGAGCCCGGCGCGCGGCGGGGGCGUGAGGUGGAGACGGCGGGGUCGGCCAAUGCGAAACUGGCUUGUGCUGAUGUGCCCGCGUGUGCUCGGGGCCGCGCUGCACCUCUGGCUGCGGCUGCGCUCCCCGCCGCCCGCCCGCGCCUCGGGGGCCGGCCCGGCAGAUCAACUGACCUUACUUCCUCAAUGGAAAUCCAGUCACUAUGAUGUGGUGGUUGGCGUGCUGUCUGCUCACAAUAACCAUGAACUUCGCAACAUUAUAAGAAGCACGUGGCUGAAGCACUCACUACAGCAUCCAGCACUGAGCCAGCAUGUGCUUGUGAAGUUUGUAAUGGGUGCUCGUGGCUGCCAAGUGCCUGUGGAAGACAGGGAGGAUCCUUACCCCUGCAGACUCCUGAACAUCACCAACCCAGUUUUGAAUCAGGAAAUUGAAGCAUUCAGUCUUUCCGAAGACACUUCAUCAGGGCUCUCUGAGGAUCGAGUUGUCAGCGUGAGCUUCCACGUUCUCUAUCCAAUCGUCAUUACCAGUCUCGGGGUGUUUUAUGAUGCCAGUGAUGGGGGUUUCCAGAGGAACAUCACCGUCAAGCUUUACCAGGCAGAUCAGGAGGAGGCCCUCUUUGUCGCUCGCUUCAGCCCUCCGAGCUGUGGGGUGCAGGUGAACAACUGGUACAAGCCUGUGGAGCAGUUCAUCUUACCAGAGAGCUUCGAAGGUAACGUGUGGGACAGCCAAGACCUCCAAGGCCUGGUGUCCAGGAACCUCCACAGGGUGGCAGUAAAUGACGGAGGAGGGGUUCUCAGAGUCCUUACGGCUGGGGAGGGGGCGUUGCCCCAUGAAUUAUUCAUGGAAGGUGUGGAGGGAGUCGCAGGCGGUUUUAUUUAUACUAUUCAGGAAGGUGAAGUUCUCUUAAAAAACCUUCAUUCUCGCCCCCGAAGACUCCUUGACCACAUAAGUAAUCUCUAGGAAGAGGACGUCCAUGGUGACAUUGUCUUCGUGGACAUUAUCGACACUUACCGGAACGUCCCUGCAAAGUUACUGAACUUCUAUCAGUGGACCGUGGAAACAACCAACUUUGAUUUGUUGCUGAAGACAGAUGAUGACUGUUACAUAGACUUAGAAGCCGUUUUUAACAGAAUUGCCCUCAAGAAUCUGGACGGGCCUAAUUUUUGGUGGGGAAAUUUCAGGCUGAAUUGGGCGGUUGACUGAACUGGGAAAUGGCAGGAGCUGGAGUACCCCAGCCCCGUGUACCCUGCCUUCGUGUGCAGGUCGGGGUAUGUGAUCUCCAAGGACAUCGUCCACUGGCUGGCCAGCAACUCGGGGCACUUGAAGACCUACUAGGGUGAAGACGUGAGCAUGGGCAUCUGGAUGGCGGCCAUCGGACCUAAACGGUACCAGGACAGCCUGUGGCUGUGCGAGAAGACAUGCGAGCCGGGGAUGCUGUCGUCCCCGCAGUACUCUCUGUGGGAGCUGGCCGCGCUGUGGGAGCUGAAGGAGUCGGGCAGGGACCCCUGCCAGUGCGCAGCCAGGUGA
Messenger RNA from Camelus dromedarius (Arabian camel), 1709 nucleotides. Its product is annotated as UDP-GalNAc:beta-1,3-N-acetylgalactosaminyltransferase 2. NCBI's taxonomy places the organism in Eukaryota, Metazoa, Chordata, Mammalia, Artiodactyla, Camelidae. Gene Ontology annotation, molecular function: hexosyltransferase activity; UDP-glycosyltransferase activity. Gene Ontology annotation, cellular component: Golgi membrane. The record is from RefSeq and is a predicted model, not a curated record.